This is a messenger RNA of Adineta steineri, 306 nucleotides long. The record is from the annotation of a GenBank genome assembly. Lineage: Eukaryota; Metazoa; Rotifera; Eurotatoria; Adinetida; Adinetidae.
AUGAAUAUUAAUAUAACAAUCAAUGGUUUUAUUGAUAAUUUAAUCAUUGAACAACUCAAUUUAUUUACUAUAUAUGAAAAUUAUUCUAGAGAAUGUCGACCAGCAAAAUGUACUUCUACAUAUGAAUCUCGAAAUGACGCGAUUUAUAUAAUGAUAACAGUUGUUGGAUUAAUUCGUGAUUUAUUAACGGUUUUAAAAUUAAUUACAUCAAGAUUUGUUAAAUUAUUUCCACGUUUCUUCUUACGAAAGAACAGAAAUUUUCGUUCAAUUAUAACAGUACUAGAAAAAACGUUUACAGAAUUCUAA